Messenger RNA from Linum trigynum, 4431 nucleotides. Lineage: Eukaryota; Viridiplantae; Streptophyta; Magnoliopsida; Malpighiales; Linaceae. The record is from the annotation of a GenBank genome assembly.
AAAACUCACUCGAUCGAAAUGAUAAGAAAUUCUUCCUGCAACUGAAUGGUCAUUGGUUGGAAUUUGUAUAUACCCCUACUCGAAAAGAUUUUCUCCAAAACCAAAGGGGGUGCAAAGCACCCCCUCCUCUCCAAGUGGCUCCGCCACUGGAUGGAUCAGUGAUUUCACCCUCUGGGAAAGCUUCUGCGGGGGGACUGCUGAGAGACUGCUUGGGACGCUGCACCGAUGCCUUCACCACCAAUCUUGGUUGCUGUUCCAUUACAAGUGCUGAACUGAAGGGCGCGAUUGAGGGACUUCGGAUUGUGUGGGAAAGGGGUUACAAGGAAAUCCAAUUUAACAUGGAUUCAACUGCAGCCAUUGACAUCGCUUUGAAAUGCUUAGAUGAUGACCAUCGACAUGGUAUCCUCGCGAAACAGAUCCAGAAUCUCCUUAAUAGAGACUGGGAGGUUCGAAUUAGUCAUGUGUAUAGGGAAGCUAAUUUUGCGGCUGAUUUCCUUGCUAAUAGGGGUCACCUUGUUGAUUUUGGCACACAUCGAUUCAAUGUGUGUGACCCAGACUUGGGUAGAUGGCUUUUGUACGAUGUCAUGGGCACUGCUCAUGACCGCUCGAUGAUUUCUUUAAUGAGUUAGACGCUUGACGUCAUCCCUUUAACCAAAAAAUAACUGAACGGGGUGUCUGAAUCUCAAUAAUGUCAUGGUACAACCAGUAAGCCAAAACACUUAUCCGGAUUCACAAUAUUAUGCAAACCAAUAGGAAGAGAGUGACCCAGAUUAGCGAGGUAGUCUGCAACAACGUUCACUUCCCUGUAAAUAUGAGUAAUGAGGACUGCUAGUCCCGAGCUAACCAAUGUUGUAUCUCAACAACGCUCGUGUAAUGGAUGUGGUGAGGUGUGUGACCGUCUCAAUAAGGGACUUAGCCAUAGCAGAAUCUGUCUGUAGAACUACCUUCCUAACUCCUGCCUCCCAAGCGAGUUUCAGUCCAUGCACAAUCUUUGCCAGUUGUGGACUCGUAAUAGAACCUCCCCCAAGGUUCGCAGCAAAAGCAGUAGUGAGGCGGCCGUCGUCUCCCCGCACGACUCCGCCUACUGUUGUACUCGAAGGAGAGUGGACCACUGAUCCAUCAGUAUAUAUUCAGACAUGUCCAUCCUGGUGGUGUUGGUUGCCAGUUGAUAAGUCUUAGUUGUCGAAGUCCCCCGGUUCCAAACAUAUGUGUCUCCUUCUCAAAUGCUUGAUGGAUUUGUUGCCGCAUAGUAUAUAGCAGCACUGGCAUGGAACUGUGCAUAUGACUUUAACUCAUCUUGGAAGCAGAAUUCAUUCCGGUUCUACCAUAGCAGCCAACACGUACAUAGCCGUAAUUAAAGAGUGUGUUGUCAAUGCUGUAGCCUCGCCCUGUUGUGUAAUGCAUCAUCCAUCUCCCAAGGUGAUUGUUAAUUGUAGCAAUCAUACGCAAUCCCACAUCAUGAACAUACGCCACCUAAUUAGACUCGCGAAGUGCAUGUUGAUUGUAGCAAUCAUACCCAAUCCCACAUCAUGAACAUAUGAUAGUCCUCGAGAAUAGCUUUUUUUUGUCAAAAGAUAUCAUAUAUUAAUUCAAACAAAAGAUAGUUACAUCCUAGAAAGCAGCCAAGCCCUGAAAUCAAACGAGCGAUUCACACUCGGGUACAAAGAGAGGGCUUUUCUAGUUACCGAAUGAGCUACCAUAUUGUUCUCCCGAACUACAAACCGCAAACUAAACCCCGGAUGGGCAUCACAAUAUUGACAAAUCUCUUUCAGGACUGCCCCCAAUUGACUGUCGCUCGUGUCGGCUUGAUUAAUCUUGUCAAUAAUAACCUUCGCAUCACCCUCGAACCGAACUUCGGACAACUUUUGAGCCAUCAAAGUGAGAGACCAUCCAACUUUCACUAGAUAGUUUAUAGGUUAAAAUCAACUACUAAUAUGAACUUUUAGAUUUCCAGAAGAAAACUUAAUCUAAAUAAUUAGCUUUGUCAGUUUGAGAAAACCUUCGUGUUUACUUGUUUUUGUUUCUUAUAUUUUUCUGAAUUGUUGUGAAAGAUUUGUAGGUUGUUUGCUUGUAGGAUUUUGAUGACGGAUUUUGAAUUAUGUCUUAAAUCUAUGUUGUUGAUUAAAAUGAGGUUAGUCUAAAUCCGUUGAGCCCAUAGAUGUGAAAUUAUUUUUUUGCUCAAAAUUUGUGGACCCCACAAAUUAUAAAAUCCCACCUUAGGGCACCUCCAAUGGUGCAAUUUUAGGGCUUGUUUGGAAGUUGUGAUUCUUCAAAUUGAUGUAUUGAGACAAUUAGUGUAUUAUCAUUUGAUGUAUUGAAUCAAUUGAUGUAUUAGGCAAAUAUCUUGUUUGGAGGUUUAGAUUGUGUUUUGUUCUAAAGGUAAAAAAGUUAGUUUUGAGUGAUUGUGAAGAAUCUCAACAAAAAGUAGAGAUUGUAAAUCCCUCAAUAUUGAGUGAUUGUGGUGGGGCCUCCAAAAAGUAAAUACAUGUAUUCUAGUUCUAUAUAAGUCAAAAAAACGACUUAAUCUCACAAAUACAUGAAUUUGGUCAAUACACCAUUUGAAAUCACAACUUCCAAACGACCCCUUAGUGACUUGCAAGGUGAUGUGACAAGGAUUUGCAAUUGCAAAUUUAAAUUGCAUUGAUGUGAGAAGCUAUUUCAAAUGUGCAAAUUUGCAUCAUGUGCAAUUCUUCUUGCAAUCCAAAUGGACUCGCUGGUGGGCCCUUUUUUACUCUUUAUUAUAUAUUGUAAAGAUUCAAGUUGAUGGUGAUGAUAUGUAAAUUGUUUAGUAGUGCUAGAUUAAUGAUGGUGAUGAUAUGUUGGUCCCACUCAUUGAAAUUGCAAUUGGAUUUCAUUGUUGUAGAGAGGAUGAAGUUGAGAAGUGGUGUUUUCUCAAAAUUGUAGAAGUGGAAGUAGGGACCACCUAUGAAAUUGCAAAUGAAUUUCAUUGUUGGUGAUGCUCUUAUGAGCUAGGAUUUUAAGAGAAGCCAAAAUUUAUGGACCCCGCUAAUGAUGCCAAAGUAUUAUUUACUAAAAAAUAAAAAUACUUUAUUAAGGAUAUGAAGAAGAAUAUGAUUGUAAUUUCAUCAUUUAACCCAUAAAUCCACUGUACUAAAAUCCAACAAACAAUGCAAUUUCUAAAAUCCAACACAAAUCCAAAAUAACAAAAUCCAACAUAAUUCUUCACUCUCAAAAUCCAAAAUUUUACCAAUAUCCCACAUAAUUCUUCACAAGCAAACAAACCCUUAGUAGCACAUCAACAACUACAGCUUGUUGUAUACUUGAGCUAUUCGGUUUUUAAGUUUUAAGUUUUAACUACACCUUUGUGGUCUUUUUUGGCUUCUUUCCUUGAUGGGCUCAUUACGAAGGCUUUUUUCCUUCUUGGACUUCUUGAGCGAGGUAUGGGCCCAACAAAUCUCCCAGCUCAAAGAGAGACCUGCCUGUCCUUCCUCUAAGGCUCCAAUUGCGUCCACUCCACUUUCCACUUAAAGAGUUAUUUGGAAGUUGAGAUUCUCCAAAAUUAAAGUAUUUAAUCUAUUGUAACUUUUUUUUUGAAAAAGGUUCAUUCAUUAAGAAAGUAAUGGGCCGAGCCCAAUGGAAAAGGUCACAAGAAAUAUUACAAAACAAAGGCAAAGAAAACAAACCCCAAUCCAAAGCCCAAAAAAUGGCUAGCUACCCAAUAGGGGCUAAACCAAAGAGCCCAAAAAGAGGUAUUCCCUUCAACCCUAGCCGCAAUACUCCUGCCUAUGGAGCCCCACCGCCGCUGGCUGCCGCUGGCUGCGCCUCUGCUCAACAGCUUCCUCCACCGAUCGAAACCCUAGAGGCGACAAGCCGAGAUGAACGCCGAACAAGGUAACCGAAGCAAACCAACCCAAACGGAGAGCAGUGGAAGUAGCCUAAGCCACCUUCAAACAUUCACCGUUGGACCAAAACCCAUAGGCUCCUCGACACCGGUAGGAACAAGGAGACCUUAUGACGAACGGGCGACAAGGUGGCGGAUCCAUGAGGGACGACCUUCUGUCUUCAGGAUCUUCAUUCCGCGUCCAAGCCGAGGGCCUAACAUCUCCGAAACACCAAGAGCAACAGGGUGAAGCAAGGAGGUAGACGGGGGAAGGAGGAUGAGGAGACAAGCUGUAGACGAAACGAAUCCAGCCUCCUUACUUCUUAGAUCAGGUCAUCUCCAGAUCUGCAGAAACAAAUCAGAGGGCAAAAACUCUACCCACAAAGGGGGAGGAAAGAGACCCACCAGGGGAAGAAACGCAAACCACAAAAGGGAAAAGCAAAUGCGAAUUAAGAGCACAGAUGGAAGCAUGAAAGGAAGGGAAAAACAAACGAAAGCAAGGAAGACAGAUGGAAGCAUGAAGGGGGGGCUACCGCCGGCCUCUUGAAAGCACCGACGGCAGCCCACAAAAAUAUAGAUAUGUAAAGUUU